Mus musculus (house mouse) is the source of this 4654-nucleotide messenger RNA. RefSeq names its product spermatogenesis and centriole associated 1 like (gene Spatc1l). NCBI's taxonomy places the organism in Eukaryota, Metazoa, Chordata, Mammalia, Rodentia, Muridae. Gene Ontology annotation, cellular component: cytoplasm. The record is from RefSeq and is a predicted model, not a curated record. The transcript is spliced from 6 exons. The coding region runs from base 3759 to 4445 and encodes 228 amino acids.
UUUUUAAAGGGUACUUAUAAGUUUAUAAAUUUGUCUCAGUUUUAUCAAAAAAUAUUCUAUUUUUAAAAGAUAUGGGGGCUAGGGAGAUGGUUCAGACGGUAAAAUUACUAGAAACACAGGCCUGACAUGUGAGUUUUAUUCCCCGAACCCAGGUAAAAAAACCAGAUGCCGAAGCAUUCAUCUGUAAUUCUAGCACCCUAGACAGCAAAAUGGGAGGUAGAGGCAGGAGAAUAACCCUGAAACUAGGGCCAGCUAGCUGGGAUAUGCAGCACAGUACCAGAGGGGGAGGUGGAAGGAGAGGGAGACCCUGUUUCAAAGUAGAAGGUGAGAACCAACUCCCAAAAGUUAUUGUGUGAUUUUCAUGGAUACACACACACACACACACACACACACACACAAACACUAAAAAGAUAGGGGAACCUUUAUAUGAACAUCGGGUUCAUACUGCAUGAAUCCAACUCUGGCAGGGUAAAGGAUAAAGAGCACAGGCUCCUCAGGGCCAUGGAAACUGCUCUGCGGGACACUGUAGUGGGCAGAUGCCACCAUUAUACAUUUGUUUUGUCCGAAACAUACAGAACACACAGCUCCAAGAGGGAAGUGGCAUGAACAGUACCCAUCGGGCACUAGGGACAUGUCACGUUCAACAAUUGGACCCUCAGGUGCAGGGCUCUGACGGUGGGGAGAAGGUCUGAUUAUGUGGGAGCAGGGGGUGUGAAGGUGAUCUCUACCUCCUAGUCUGGUUGUAAAUUUGAAAUGUAUUAAAAGAAAAAUAAAGGCUUUAAAAGAAAGUGAUGCUGAAAGCCCGGGAGAAAUUCAAGCUGGACGAAAAUGACAAUGACAUCAGAAUUUGUAGGCUGCAGCUAAAGCAUGAAGUGAACAUGGAUUUAAGACCAGGAAGCUCAACGAUGAUGUGAGGAAGCCAAAAACAAGUGUAAAGAAGGAAAGACUAAAAGGAGCAAAAGGUUGAAAAGGCUGAUCCUAAUCCGAAGAGUAGGACUUUGGAAAGAUUAACCCGACUCUAGUCUGCUAAGUUAAAACAAAGGAAACGAUUUGUAUCAUAAACAAUAAAGGGCCCAUCAUAGUGGUUCCUGAUCUGUGGGUCAGAUACACUGCCUAUUGGAUAUUAGUUCACAAUGAAAUAACUUUAUGGUUGGGGGUCGCCAUAACAUGAGGAACUGUAUUCAAGGGUCAUGUCGAAGCCUUAGGAAGGAUGAGAUCCACGGGCUAUCACCACAGAUCCCAGAGACAGCAGGUAAGUCUCUGCCCACCUUGCUUUCCCAAGCUGCUGCUCAGCCUUGCUUGUACAUUGCACUCCAAGCCUGUUCUGGUUGCUUGGCUCCCAGUUCUUCUACUUGCUGUGCCCUGUUAAAAUCCCUGCCACCAAAGCUCUUCCAUAUUGUUUUUAUUUUCCCUCUUUGGCUCCAUCUAUUUGUGGGAGAUUGAGACCUGCUGGGUACCUUAAAUUAGGCUCCUGAGGGUAGCUAUCCAACAGCUUCCAGGACUGGUUGCAAGAAAGACAAUGGUCACACAAAGCAGGUAUGUGUAAGUAGCUUUGUAUCCCUUAGGCAAGAGGAAGAGUCUCAGGGUAGCCUAGGCUACAUAAUGAGAUCCUAUCUACAUACUAUCUUUCCUGUUUCAUCUCAUUUUAAAGAUUUAAUUAUAAGUUUUAAAACAUCCCCAGAAGACAUCCAGACCUAUAGAUUUACUGGUAAGUUCUAUCAAACAUUGCAGAAAGAUAGUUUAAUUAAUAAUUUAAAUAAUUUUGCAUGAGUCAGGACACUUAGCAACUCACUUUGUAACAUGAUGGUGUAAAAUCAGGUCAAGAUGCUAUUAAGAAGCCUCUGAGAUGCCUCCCUGGGUAAAGCUGGCUGCUGCCAACCUGAUGACCUAAAUUUGAUCCCCAGAAUCCAUGUGAUACCAUGAGAGAGCUGACUCCAGAGAGCUGUCCUCUGACUGUCACAUGUGCACUAUGGUAUGGGUGUGCACCCACACAAAACACGCAAAGGCAUGGAAAGUCACUAAGGUUUUCAGGGGCUGGAAAGAUGGCUCAGUGGUUAAGAGCAUCGGGUGCACUCCCAGAAGACAUGGGUUGGAUUCCCAGCACCCAAAUGGUAUCUCAUAACUGUCUGUAACUACAGUUCCAGGAGAACCUAACACCCUUUUCUGGCAUGCACGUGGGACACAGACAUGCAUGCACGUAGAACACCCAGAUAGAUAAAUUUAUAAUAAAUAAAUUGAUAAACUUUAAAGGCAUAAGGGAAAGUGAUUCAGACCACAUCUGUUACAAAUGUGGAAUUAAACUUAAGACUAAUAACAAAUUGAGUCCAGAAGGCUUUUUCUUGCCUGGGAAAGAAGUGGUCUUUCAGUGUGGUUAGAAGCUAGUGGAGGGGGCCAGAUAAUGGUAGUACAUGCCUUUAAUCCUAGCUCUUGGCGGUGGAGGCAGGCAAUCUCUGAGUUUGAGGCCAACUGGUUUACAGUGUGAGUUCUAGGACAGCCAGGGUUAUACAGAGAGAAAUCUGAAAAAAAAAAUCACACAAACACACACACACACACACACACAAAGCUAAUGGAAGGGAAAGCCAUUCACGCACCCUGAUCCCAGAAAUUGGGAAAGGGGAAUACCUGACUGACUUCUGACCAAUGCUUUUAUGUGCUCCACUCGCUGUCUUUGAAGGCUACUGAAAGCUCUUAGUGCCUCUCAUUCAGGUUCCCAUUGCCCUUGUUUGAGGAGAGAGGCCAAUUGACCCAGCAUUUGAUAUUUAGAAUCUCUUUUCUCCACAAAAUCUAAGCUUGCUGCACUUGAAAUGUUAUACAAACAUGGCUGCCUGGACUGAAUAUAAAGAUUUGUACCCAGGAACCAUGCCAAUGUCUGCACAGGGUGAUCCAGACAUUGAUGGUGAGCCCCAGACAUCGGCAGAAGAGGACCUGAUAGAAGCUGGAUUGGGAUUUUCUGGUUGCAUCCUUUCUCAUCAAGGAGGACCAGGCAGCAACCCUUGGUGUCUCUGAGCAGCCAGUACAGGAAGACCUGAUUCAGAGACAGAGCUCAUCCACUUAGUGCAGUAGGAAGAGCAGGGUGCCCAGUGUUUGGCAUGGAAUCAGACACCCAGUGCUCAGUGUGUGCGGUGGACACAAAUGUGCUGCCUGACGUCUUUUCAUGAGGGAAGUGUGACGUGAUCAGAUCUGGGAGUCCCAUUGGCCUAUGGUCCUGUGGAGCCAGGUAAUGAGAGAUUAACCUCAUAGGCAUAUGUCAUGGGAAGAGUGGCCAUUGAGAUGACAGCCAAGUCGCCACUGUGGCCUAUGGGCUUCACAUGGUAUGGACACAUGCCCCCCCCCCCCCCCAAUGCCCUGUUCUGGCUGCUGCUGGAAGGUACUAGAAAGGUCUGUCCUCCCUGUCUAGGCUGCCUUCUAGAAGGUCACUCUCCUUCCUUCACAGUCCAAAGGCGAGCCGGUGUUAUGAACACUCAAUCCCUCUGUGGUUUGAGGCGCAUGCCUACAUACUUGUAUUCAUCUGUGUAUCACCAGGUCCAGGUUGGUUGAGAGAUGUCUGGGAGCAGAGGAGCAGAGGAGCAGAUGAGGAAGAAGGACGUUCCUUGGCUUUGUGGCGCCGCCUCUUUAAGGGUCCAGAUUUUGGAAGGUUUGCCGGUGUCCCUGACACGCCCUCCCAGCUACCGACAUCCUCUCUGGAGGACCUACUAUGCUCCCACGCCCCACUCUCCAGUGAGGACGAAGCCUCCCCAGGCUGUGCAACCACCUCUCAGAUGCCUUUCAAGUCCUUCCUCAGCCCUUCAGAACUACACUCGCGGAUUGCAGACAGGAAGCUGUCCCCGCUCCUGAGUCCCUUGCAGGACUCCCUGGCUGACAAAACACUGCUUGAGCCCAGGGAAAUCUCGAGACCUAAGAAGGUGUGCUUCUCGGAGAGUAACCUCCCCACUGGGGAUAGGAGCAGGAGGACCUAUUACCUCAAUGAGAUCCAGAGUUUUUCGGGUGCUGAGAAGGAUGGCCGAAUCGUUGGGGAGAUCGCGUUCCAGCUUGACCGGCGUAUCCUGGCCUAUGUGUUCCCAGGGGUGACUCGCCUCUACGGUUUCACAGUGUCCAACAUUCCUGAGAAGAUCAAGCAGACCUCUAUCAAGUCCCUAGAUGGCUCCGUGGAUGAGAAGAAGCUGCGUGAGCUGACGCAUCGCUAUCUGACUCUGACGGCACGGCUGGAGAAGCUGGGCUACAGCCGCGAAGUGCACCCGGUGUUCAGUGAGUUUCUCAUCAAUACCUAUGGCAUCCUGAAGCAGCGUCCAGACUUGCGGGCCAACCCACUGCACAGCAGCCCGGCUGCCCUGCGCAAACUAGUCAUUGACAUUGUGCCGCCCAAGUUCCUGGGUGACUCCCUGCUACUGCUGAAUUGCCUAUGUGAGCUUUCCAAGGAGGACAGUAAACCACUCUUUGCCUGGUGAGCCGCUUGCCUCACCCUUCCGGCAAUAAACGUGUUUGUUCCAAACCCGGGGGCCACCCGCGUCCUCCCGCAUGGAAGCUGUCUGCCCAGCUACAGUGGGGAGAGGCCUCCUCCACGUCUGCGCUUGCCCAGGGCAUCCAGCCGCCCGGACUGCGCACAGCCAACGGGCACCUGUUGCCUUAUUAAAAGCUUAUUUAUUUGUUUGCCUUA